Hydractinia symbiolongicarpus is the source of this 1690-nucleotide messenger RNA. RefSeq lists its product as uncharacterized. Lineage: Eukaryota; Metazoa; Cnidaria; Hydrozoa; Anthoathecata; Hydractiniidae. The record is from RefSeq and is a predicted model, not a curated record. The transcript is spliced from 3 exons. Bases 197 to 1675 code for a protein of 492 amino acids.
UAUAUAAGUUGCGGUGAAGGUAUUUUUUCAACAGCGAAGAAAACGAAGCAAUUUUUGCUGUGUUUUAAAAGGUAGACAUUCGUUAAUUUAAUUUUUUCUUUUUUUUUGCACUUAACAUAGUUAAAACUCAGUGUUUUUAUUGACUUUAAUAGCUAGUGCAUAUUUAUUUAAAUUUUAGCGCCAUCUGUUGGCGAAAAUGGAGGCAAUACUGAUUCUUUUUUAUUUUUUUGGGAUUUCUGUCGCCAUACUGGUUUUUAUUUUCACAUGCACUUAUUGCUUAAGUCCGAGAAAAGCAAGAAGAUGGAUGGUAAAAAGUUUCAAAAUUCUUUUCGAGGCGUUCUGUUUUCGAUUGAAGUGCAACAAAGUUACUACAGACAUGGAAGAUAUUAUUGAUCGUUUUAGCGCGUAUAUCCCCGAAACGAAAAGAUUUUUUAAGACAUUAGAAGAAGAAUAUCAUUUUCGCAGAGUUCUUGACAUUCUUAAUGCUUCUAUUUCGGAAUUUCAAUUCUCAAUCAUGCCAGCCGGAAGUCUUCGUGAAGGUUUUGGGAAAUUACAGCCUUCCACUUCAGCACUUGCUUCUGAUUACGACAUGAUGCUCAUCCCAGAAGAUUGCUUCGCUCAGUUUUCACAAGGAUUAAAACUAGUACCAAGUAACAACACUUCAGACACAGACACUAUUUUCGAAGCAAUUCGACCUCCGGGAACUGAAGAAGCAUUUUGCUGGCUGAAAUUAAAAGAUGACUUAUCACCCCGUCACGAGCAUUGGAAGCGUUUUACGGUGUAUAAAAAGGUUAAUGGAGAGGACGUAUUAGUGUUGUCUAACGAUAAAGUUCGAUUUGAGCUGAAAAAGCAAUUAAUAACCGCUAAACGAGACUUGGGAUACAUGGAUGCUUUAGCGGAAGAACUGACCACUGGAGAGCGUAGAGAAAAUAAAUACGUGCCAAAUAUUGAAGUCAACGGGCCAGCUGUCACAAUUAAAAUCAAAAAAGUGGAGGAGCCGCGGUGGAAUAAUUAUUCCACCAAAUGUUUUUCAGCAUUGCACACGUGUACUUACCUAUGCAAUUGUUGCUGUUGCUGUGGUUGUUUUUUUCCAUUGAGAGAAACGGGUGAAGGAAGAGAAUUAUAUUCAUUCUACAGCGAUUUCACUUUAUCAUUACCAUGUAAAGAGUGGCCCGUUGAUGCUGCAGAAUGGUUUACGCGUGAAAGAAACUGGCCAACUAAUGACAUUGUUAACAAAAUUAAAACUUCCGUCACCCAUCUUGUUCCGAAGCCGUCAACAUCAUUGUCGCCGAUAACAUUCAUCGAAAGUCAAGAUGUUGUUCAAGAAGAGCCAGAUAAUACCCAAAUUUAUGGAAACCUUCCACCGACUGGCUUUGCACAAGCUGACAAAAGCGUUAAAAAGAGUGGUGUAGAAUUUCGAAUCUCUUUUUCACAACCUGAAGCAAUUCUUGCGUCACAUGCCCCAGUGAAAACUAAAGAAACGUAUCUAGCUUUUAAAUCCACUAUCAAGCGAUUACAAGAACAACUUAACAUUCCUGGACGAUACAAGAUCGAAACGUUUGCGCUAAAAAGUAUAUUUUAUCGAACUCUUGAAAAACUACCUGUGAUGUACUCGUUUAAUAACACAGGCGCAAGAAAAAAAUUGCUUAAGUUGUUAUUUGAGGUAAGAUACUAACGUAAUCUAGUAAUU